AGUAUGCUAACCAUGUUUAAAUUGCACAGAACCGGCAGUCAUUUCCAAUCUUACCACUGAAGUGUUGCUUCGUGUGCUAAAGUAUGAGGGUAUGAAUGCAAUCACGCACUUUCUGAUGAAAUCACCUACCGCCUUUUCGACGGAAAAAAUUGAACCAUUCAGUUUGGAGGAAACGCCAAUUCAUCUGAUGCUUGUGGAUCAUGACAUUUAUCUUUUGUGGACCACCAUCUUGUACCAUUUUAUUUGCGGACAAAUGCCCGAUACCGUUUAUCGUACGUGGUUCAGCGGCUUGAUCGCCAAUGGGGAUUCCAGCGAACCGAGGCACCUGUAUACGGUUGAUUGGUCCAGCGUGGUGGCUUCCGGUCCAUUGACACGAGCAGAAACCAUCGGAUCAGUGAAUAUUCUGUUGUCCAUGCUGCGGUAUUUCUCAGGUAAAACUCAAGGCAACAAAGCGAAACGGCCCAUCCUCAUGGGAGCUUGGCGAACGCUGCUGGAUCUGCUGGCACAUACAGACAGCUAUCGAAAAUUAGGCACCGUGAUCCUUCUUCGGGAUGGUUUAUCCAUUGAUGCGCUUCGACCAGAGAUUGAUGUGAUUGCCGCCGACCUGUGUACAUCGAUCGGUGAUCCAGCGAUGGCUCGCACACGAUUGGAUGAAGCCAUGAAAACGGCCCGCUUGCCUUCGCAGCUCAUGUUGGCUUUCCGCUUAGCAUCGUCACUCCACCCAACCCCGCAAAGCUCGCUCGAAACCUUAAGCGAAGCUGCGCAAUUGAUUGCAUCGCCCUUGAAACCCUUUUUCCGACCAUUACCGGCCGCCCAAGGUGCAGCUGAACCGAAAUAUGCCAUUGAAUAUGCCCGCCACAUGUAUUUGACUGCUCUUGACCUGGAUCAAUCCCUUCCGAUGCGGACCAAUCAUUCGUUUAAUCCGGCGCUCUUUGAACAUUGCGCGUUUGCGUGGAUCAAUAUGUUGUAUCUGACCGAGAUUGGUCGAUGGUGUUGUCGAGGCACUCCCACCUAUGAUAUGGUGACAAAACAGAUGAAGUCGAUUACUAAACUGGCCGUCGAUGCCAUGGAAUCCGAAGAUGCCAAACGCCUGGUGUUUAAAUUUAGUAGCAGUUGCGGAAUAUAAUAAUAAAUUGUUUCCAAUAAAAAAAAAACGUAAACACUAAGUGGAGUGUAUCUAAUUAUAAGCAUUUUACGUAUCGUAUUCCUGCUACAUAUUGCUCCAGAAUCAUCACUUCCACCCGUCAUUCUAACCCGUGCCGAUCGCUUUGACCCCCCCCCCUCCCCCAAUAACCGCACCGGGAUUCGUACAAUUACAGUCACAAUCCGAUCCGAAUCCGGUGCAAGUAAGCUGUGUCAGCAUUAAAGCG
Molecule: messenger RNA, 1370 nt
Organism: Radiomyces spectabilis
Lineage: Eukaryota; Fungi; Mucoromycota; Mucoromycetes; Mucorales; Radiomycetaceae
Exons: 1
Coding region: 92-1126 (344 amino acids)
Source: RefSeq, a predicted model, not a curated record